Bicyclus anynana (squinting bush brown) is the source of this 1078-nucleotide messenger RNA. RefSeq lists its product as uncharacterized. NCBI's taxonomy places the organism in Eukaryota, Metazoa, Arthropoda, Insecta, Lepidoptera, Nymphalidae. Bases 333 to 1013 code for a protein of 226 amino acids. The transcript has a single exon. The record is from RefSeq and is a predicted model, not a curated record.
UAUUCCUUUGUAAUUAUAAAACGAAACAAUUAAACAAAUGUCGAGCUAACGAUAAGGCAUAACAACUCAACGAGUAUACAGUCAAACUUGUCUUGUGGUUAUUACCCAGAAGUAUCCAACGGUUGGUGCAUUAAACGAAUUUCUACCCUCUGAUGGUCGCGUAGAACCUAAUUUCUAAAUAAUCGCAUAGAUAGUCGACCUCUGUAAACUGCGAGUAAAUGUUUGCCCACUCUAGAAUGUACUGAACGAUAAACUCUGACCCAUCAUCGGUUAUAUAUAAAGGCUCUAGGUACUCUACGCGUCUUCAGUUAUUAGUGAAACGUACAAGCAAUAUGAUCGCGAUUUUGUUAGGGCUGAUAGCCUGCGCCGGCGCAGCGCCUUCGUGGCGCAACCGCUACCACUCUCACCUGUCUCCGUUCGAUGGCAGCCUCGAUAGGUACCUCAACGAGCAGAUGUUCGACACGAACAUGUUUUUCGAAGAGAUGAACAGAGAAAUGGCGCAGUUGGAGACGGUGUUGGCGGAAUUCACCAGCCGUUUCCCGACCCUGUCGUCCUCGGAGAAAUUUGAGGGUAACGAGUACAAGAUAACCAUCCCCUUGACAGGGUUCAAAGAAAAGGAUAUUGUUGUGAAGGCGAGGAAAGGUAUGAUAAUGAUUCAAGCGGUGCACGUCAACGAAGGUAACAACCAAAACAGUUACCUGGACAUGAGGACGCUCCCGCAGAAUGUGGGUGAACAAGGAACCUGGUCUUACGAAAAUGACGUGCUCAAGAUAGUCCUUCCGGUUAACCAAAACGCUGGCAGCAACCCUGUCACCGCCAGCCCGAUACCCGACCGCAGUAUCGAGGAGACGGAAAAUUCAAAAGACGUUGAACCAAAUGUCGAUAUAGAUCUCGUCAAAGCAGACGCUGGCAAGGCCAAGGAAAUACAGACCAAUGAGAUCCCCAACGUGGAGGCCACGACUUAUGCUGUCGAUUUAAAAGGCGAAGUUGAGUUUGUACCUGUACGAUAUUAAUUCAUAAAAAGUCUUUGUAAUUGUAAAUUAGUGUACAUAAUAAACGAUUUAUAAAAAACUGUAAA